Molecule: messenger RNA, 8415 nt
Organism: Mizuhopecten yessoensis (Yesso scallop)
Lineage: Eukaryota; Metazoa; Mollusca; Bivalvia; Pectinida; Pectinidae
Product: SCO-spondin-like
Exons: 50
Cellular component (GO): extracellular matrix
Molecular function (GO): protein binding
Source: RefSeq, a predicted model, not a curated record
GCGACAGACGCUCCUUGACGAGAGAGGGAAAGAGAUAUUUGUAUAUUUUUUACGUUAGGUUUCGGAUCCCAACACGACCUGUAAUAGAAAGAGGUGGCUAAGGAAGCACGUUUUUAUAUCUUACCAGCCCUAUUCGGGACCAUGGCAAAGAACUUCCAUUUCUUCCCCGGGUUUGUGACAUGGAUACUCUUUCUAGGAACAACGGGCCUAUGGAAUGCCGCGCAGGGUUACACCUACGGCGAUGAAAACGUCUGUAUGAUCGACGUGACAAGAACAAAUCAAACAGAAGCUCCAUGCAAAGACUAUCUGGACCUAGUGCUCACAGAUAACCCAUUCACGCUGAUGAUGAAAGAAAGCUUCCCAACCAAAGAGGAGUAUGACGAUCGAGUUAAUAUAUUAAUGGACAAAGAUCCAAAGUAUACCAACAAAAUGUGUAUAUUUUCAAGAUCGUACUCAACUAAAGCGCCUGGAUGCUGCGCCGGUUGGACGGGACCAGAUUGUCUAACAGCAAUUUGUGAGCCUCCCUGUUCCAAUAACGGCCAGUGUACUGCACCACACGUGUGUACAUGUGAUUCAGGUUACGCUGGGACAUUCUGUGAUGAAAUCGAACUAGAUGUUGAUGCGGUCAAACAGUACUGUUACGCUAGUCCGUACUGCCAUGGUGAGAAGGCAGAUGGGUUUGAGAAUAAACUCAGCUACGAGGACGACUGUUGUAAGGGUGGCGGUGCUGGCUGGGGAGCAACUGGAGGCAAAUGUGAAGACUGUGCUGUUGUUUAUGGCGGAGAGGGAGUUGUGGAUCAAGUAAAAGAUGUUGGCUUCAGAACUUGUUUGAACUGUGGGAGCAGCUACUUCAGAACAUUCGAUGGUCGCGAAUAUCAGUUUCAAGGAAGGUGCAAAUAUACUCUUGCUGCUGACAGUCAAGGCAAAUGGCAAGUGGAUAUUGAACCUGUCGACUGCGAUAUCUUCGAAACCUGUAGAAAAGAAGUUACAAUUUUUGUAGCGUCUGGUGAAAAAUUAUCAGUGAAGAAUGGAGAAGUUUACGUAGACGGUCAACUUGUUACAGUCUCUACUGAUGCCAAAAGCACUGCGGGAAAUACAUACACUAUUCUGAAGAAAGGCGACUGGAUUAUGAUCACAACAUCAAACGACAACCUGAGACUGAAGGUAGACUACUUUUCCACAUGCUAUCUGACACUUGACGACAGUAUCCACGGAACAACAAGUGGGCUUUGUGGAAAUUUCAACGAAGACUUUAAAGAUGAUUUAAGAACAAAAUCCGGUGAGCUAACAACAAAUCCAUCUAAUUUUGGUAAUUCCUGGAGAACAGAUAGCUCGUGUUCACCAACGGGACCAAUCGUCGACUAUUGCCACGACCUAUCCAUGAAAUCAGAAGCAAUGGAAGCCUGUGGUAUACUCCGAACUGGACUCUUUAGAGAUUGCAGGGCUAAGAUUAGCUAUUUGAGUUGGUACCAGAUGUGUGUAAAUGAGUACUGUAAAGCAGAUACAGAUCAAAAGGAACACGUGCGAUGCUAUCAUGUAGGUGCAUUCGCCCAUGAAUGUGCCCAGGUAGACAUAAUCGUCUCAUGGAGAAGCAGGGACGUAUGCGCUCCCUCAUGUCCCAACGGUCUUGUGUACAACGAAUGCAGCUCGCCUUGUCCACGGUCAUGCUCGAACGUAUUUGCUGAUUUGUCAGAAAGUUGUUCAACCAAAGGACCAUGUCUUUCUGGUUGCGAAUGUCCCGGAGGCACUAUCUUACAGGAUGGCAAAUGUGUGGCACCAGACCAAUGCAAAUGUCACUACAACAAGGAGUACUAUGCACCGGGGGACGUUAUAAAAAGGGAUUGCAAUGAAUGCGAAUGUGACAAAGGUGUAUGGAUAUGUACGGAGGAGAGAUGUUCCAGUACAGCUAGGAUAAUAGGAUUGUCGCAUGUCAAAACAUUUGAUGGACAAGAAUACGACUUGGAUCCAAACGUUGCAAAAUAUACUUUUGUUGAGCGCACUGACGACGCCGAAGUUGACACCCGAUCUGACCUUGUGGUAGACAUGUCCUUUGACAACUGCCCUGUUAUAGAUUCGUCUUACGACCGAAACUGUCUCAUAGCCGUUCACAUCAAAUACAAAAGCACGCAUAUCACACUGAGAGGGAGUGAAGUAUUAAUCGACGGUGAAACAAUUCAUGGAAAUAGUUUUUAUUAUUUUCAUUCUCAAGAUGUUUACAUCAAACAGGCCACGAACUUAUACAUUAUGGUGAAAGGAUUUGGAUUCCAGCUUCUGUAUGACCGAUCACGAGCGGUAUAUUUAACACUUGAUCGGUUUUAUAUGCAUAAGGUCCGAGGGUUAUUUGGUACCUACAACGAUAACAGGAAAGAUGAUUAUAUGGCAAGGAAUGACUACCCUUCGACUGAGCCUCAUCUGUUUGCGCAUGGCUACAGUGACAGUGUUGACUCUCCAAAACGAUACAGUCGAUCGUAUCAGACUGCUGCAGUGGCAGAGGAGGCGACUAAACUCUGUGAACUCCUAAGCAGCCAUCAGGUGUUUGCUGUGUGUUUGGGACGAAUCGAGGUGAAGUUUUAUAUAUCAAAGUGUUAUGAUGACUACAUUUCUAGUACCAUCGAAGGCCGUGACAAAGUGUUUUGUGACAUAACAGCCGCCAUGGCAAUGGAAUGUGCAAAUAUUGGCACCAAUUACAUUUCAGACUGGACAGAGGCCGCGGAAUGGAAAACGAGAUGCAUGGCAUAUUCUCAGUGUAACAAUGGAGGAUCGUAUACAGAAUGCGCGUCUGUUUGUAAUGGGCGGUGUCGUGACACACAGAUGUCAGACAUGACCUGUCAGGAAAAAUGUGUUCCUGGAUGUCAAUGUCCAAGUGGUCAACUGUACAAUGGCGACGGACAAGGAUCUUGUGUUACCCUUGAUCAGUGUUCAUGCUUCAAUCGUUAUGAUGGCAGCUAUGUUGAGGCAAACACGGUUACACGGCAGGGAUGUACAAAUUGUACGUGUGCAAACGCAACAUGGUCUUGUGACAACGAACACUGCGACGAAGACAUCAUCUGUCCGAAAACCCAGAUAUAUAGGUUGUCAAUCACAGGUUGUGAACCAACAUGUGACACUAUUGACCGGUCCGUGGCAUGCUCCUCUGCCAUCACGUACGACGGAUGCGGAUGUCCUGAAAAUACAUACAAAACGCAUAAUGGGCGAUGCGUGAAGAAAGACCUUUGUCCGUGCACACGGGGAGGAGAGUAUUUUGAACCCAAUUCACUAUUUGAGGAUUCUUGCAAAACAUAUCGCUGUGUGAACAGGCAUUGGUUAAAGAUAAGCGAGACGGACUGUCCAGGUGUCUGCUGGGCUUCAGGGGAUCCUCAUUACCAAACAUUUGACGAAGUUCACUACUCCUUCCAAGGAAAAUGCGAGUACACACUUGUACGGGAAAGCAGUGCCAAUCACGAAUUUGAAAUCAGUACCACUAAUGUGGAAUGUGGAACUACUGGUAUUUCAUGCACAAAAUCUGUUACCAUCAGAAAGGGACAGACAUCAAUCCAACUGGUGCGGGGACAUCCACUUACAAUCAAUGGUGUUGCUAAUACCGAUACUCUUAUCAAGCUCACAGGCGUCAACAUCACUGUAGAGUUUCCAUGGACAUCCGUGUUUCUUGAUGAAUUCUCCGUACUUUGGGAUAAUGGAACACGAGUGUUCAUAUUCCUUGAUUCGAAAUGGAAGGGACGUGUAGAGGGUCUGUGUGGUAACUUCGAUGGAAUUGAUAACAACGAUUUUCAGUCACAGAGUGGAAUUACAGAUCCAACUGAUAUUAAUACUUUUGCAAAUUCUUGGAGGAAAGCUACAUACUGCCCUGAAGUUGAAAGUGACCGUAACGAGCUGAUAGCAUGUUCGGGAGGUCAGUCCAUCCGAAAGGCUUGGGCAGAAGAAAGUUGUAGAAUUAUAAAAGAAGGAGAUCUGUUCCAUUCCUGCAGGGAUAAAGUUAGCAAUUUUGAAGACUAUUAUGACGAUUGCUUGUUUGACGCAUGCAGUUGUGAUAAAGGAGGAGAUUGUGAAUGCUUGUGUACAGCAAUUGCUAAUUUUGCGGAAGAAUGUAAUAGGAUUGGUGUUUUUGUGAAAUGGAGAACACCCCGAUUCUGCCCAAUAAUGUGUGAAAACGGAUUGCGAUAUACUCCAUGCAUGUCGCCCUGUCGUCAGACUUGUAGAAACAUUGGCAACGAGCCAGAACCUUAUUGUAACAGCACACAGUGUGUAGAAGGAUGUUUCUGUCCAGAAGGCUACAUACAACAUGACGAUGGUUGUAUUCCGGCUGAUGAAUGUCCGUGUUACGAAAAUGGUAUCGAACAUCCAAGCAAAUCUGUUAUAACCCACGAAUGCAUGAAAUGUACAUGUGUCCGGGGCAAAUUUGAAUGUGAAGGCUACAACUGCAUAACACCUUGUAAAGAAGAGCAAUUUACUUGUGACGAUGGACAGUGUAUUGGGGAGGUUUACACAUGUGAUGGACAUAUGGACUGCAGAGACGGAUCAGAUGAAGCGAAAUGCAACUGUUCUGCGGCACAGUUUACAUGUCAGAAUGGUGCAUGCAUCGACAUGAAGGACAGAUGUGAUGGCUUUAAAGAUUGUGCUGAUUCGUCGGAUGAAUGGUAUUGCAAACAUGAAUGUGAGUCUACAUCUUAUGAAAUAUUUCAAUGUGACAAUGGAGAUUGCUUGCCUGCAUCCUUCCGGUGUGAUGGUCACUAUGAUUGUCGAACGGAUAUAUCCGAUGAAGCGAAUUGCACAACGCCGGGAAAAUGUGACCUAUUGCAUCAUUUUAGAUGUAUUGAAACUGGAAAGUGUAUACCUAAAACCAUGGAAUGUGAUGGUCACGACGACUGUGGAGAUGGCAAUGAUGAAGAUGACUGUACAACAGUAGCACCCACAACAACCACAACAACUAUCAUGACAACAACAACAGCAACAACUACAACUACGCUACCGACAACUACCCCUGAAUGUGAAUACGUGAACGGAUUUGAAGGAGGAUUUGUUAAACAAGACGAUGUGCGUGUUCUGUCAGACGGGGAGACGUUUGGAGUGGCUAGAGAUAUAUUUCCAGAUAAGGGACUGAUAAUUCCCUGGACAGAUAUAAUGAUAAUAAUAACAUUAAAACCCUCCGUAACACUAGGCUACCUAGAGUUCAAAAAUCCAGAAGGAAGUAACAUAGACCAAGUACAAGUAAAUGUCGAUGGAGAACAAGUUGCAACGGCUUCGGUUAACAAACCAAUACCAUUGCACGGUGUCCUGAGUGAUAAUGUCGUCAUAUUGAUUAAGAGCCGACGCGACAUCUCCAUUGGUGUAACAAUUAGUAUUGAACUUCGAGGAUGCUUUUACGUCGCAUCGACAACCACAGAGCCGACAACAACAUCAGCUACCAGUAUAUCUACGUCAACAGCUUCGACCUCCACCCCAUCAACCACAAUGACCACAGAAUUUAAACCAUGUGAUAUAUCAGAAGGGCUUGGUUCGCGGAUGAAGAUCCGUGAUUCUGAUAUUGAGAUAACAAAUGGCUACGGAAAUGAAGAUGUUGCUGAUCUAAGACCAGACGGUGCUGGAUUAUUAUUUCAGAAAAACUCUUAUCUAAAAAUUAACUUUGAUGCAACGCCGGUGAGACUAGCAUUGAUGAACGUGACUACAGUUUCGCAAGUCAGAAUUAAAGUGACCAUCAUUACCGCAUCUGGGGAUCUUGAAGAAAUGGAAUCCCGAACACCAUCCAUCGUAAGAUUUAAUGGCCAGACUUUCGUCAAACAACUUCAAGUGUUCUUUUUAGAUGAAGGAACCAUUAAAAUGGAAUUAUUCGGAUGUUUCCAUUACGAAUCAACAACUGCGUCUACAUCAACAACACUCUCUACAUCAACUACAACAGAAGGUACAACAGAAAGGACUUCAUCAACAUCAACAGAAUCGACAACUUCAUCAAUAUCUACAACACAAACGACGACAAAAAUAACAAGUCCAACAGAAGGUACAACAGAAAGGACAACAUCAACAGAACGGACAACUGCAUCAACAACUCCAUCAACGACAACUUUAACAACGAUGGCUACUACAAGUCCUAUUUGCGAGAUGAUCGAAAUUGAUGGCGAUGACACCGAAAUGUACACUUUAACGCCAAGGCUUUACGGAAAGAACAUGCAAGAUGCGAUGAGGAAAGAUUCUGGUGCUCAGACAACUCUGGAUUUCCCCACUGGGAACACACCGUUUUUAAUUGAUUUUAAAUCAACGAUUACAGUUUUGAAACUUACAUUAACUGUCGAAAAAGAAGCCAAUGACCUUGUUGUUGUCGCUGAUUUUGACGACAGUACAGAAAAGGCAAAUGAAGUUUCAGACACCGGCAAGGUUAUAGUUACGUUCAACUUACAGGGCGGACUACCUGUUACACGAAUCGGCAUCAAGUUCAUUGGUGUUGGGUCUGUGCAGCUCAGUGAUAUUUUUCUAGAAGUAUGCAAAGGUGUUGUUUCAAGUACGGUAUCCACUACAACUGCCCUUGUAACGUCACAGACAACUCCAGAGCUUACUUCGCCUCCAUGCCUAUUCUUCUGCGAUAGCAACCAUAAAUGCCUCAAAGAAGAUAAUAUAUGUGAUGGAACUCUGGAUUGUUAUGACGGGAGCGAUGAAACCAAUUGUUCUCCAGGUGAAACAACAACAACGACAUGGAAACCAACGUCUCCAACAUUGGCAUCAUCAACAUUAUCUACUUCGACAACAACUUUACCAACAACAACAACUCCCGAGAAAACGACAUCAACUACUACCUUAACAACAAGCUCCACUACCACGUCCACUACCACGUCGACAACGACCUUGCCAACGACGACCACCAUGCCCACGUCUACAGAAUCAUCGACUCCAAUGGAAACGACAUCUACAACUACGGUUACAACUAGUAAAACAACAACACCUACGACUACGCACAGCACAACAACAGAAUGUGACGUCCAAAUGAUUUCAAAGGAUAACACAGCCGAUGUUGUAUCCGAGACUACUAAUGGAAAAGGGAACGGAUUGGACGAGCCAUUUAUUGCAAACUCUGGCGUUGUACAGCCAACAAUCAGCUAUACGAUCAAGGCUAUUAAUGACGAUGUUAAAUUCGUCAGAGUUGCUCUCACAGUGACGAAUGUCCAGACUGUCAAAGUUUAUGUAGUUGACACAAACAACAAUGUUGUUGCACCUAUCAAUCCAAAACAGGUGUCAGUUACCGGACCAUAUCCAAAGACUGUUGAAAUCAAGCUGAUUGGUACGGAAGGUGUGAAGUUGAAGGUAGUCCUUGUACCAACUUCAUACGGUCAACCAAAACUUGAAAACGUGGAGAUUGAUGCUUGUUACACUGAAGCAACAACGACCGCAGUGCCUACAACAACAACUGUUCCGACUACCACGUCCACUACCACGUCGACAACGACCUUGCCAACAACGACCACCAUGCCCACGUCUACAGAAUCAUCGACUCCAAUGGAAACGACAUCUACAACUACGGUUACAACUAGUAAAACAACAACACCUACGACUACGCACAGCACAACAACAGAAUGUGACGUCCAAAUGAUUUCAAAGGAUAACACAGCCGAUGUUGUAUCCGAGACUACUAAUGGAAAAGGGAAUGGAUUAGACGAGCCAUUUAUUCCAAACUCUGGCGCUGUACAGCCAACAAUCAGCUAUACGAUCAAGGCUAAUAAUGACGAUGUUAAAUUCGUCAGAGUUGCUCUCACAGUGACGAAUGUCCAGACUGUCAAAGUUUAUGUAGUUGACACAAACAACAAUGUUGUUGCACCUAUCAAUCCAAAACAGGUGUCAGUUACCGGACCAUAUCCAAAGACUGUUGAAAUCAAGCUGAUUGGUACGGAAGGUGUGAAGUUGAAGGUAGUCCUUGUACCAACUUCAUACGGUCAACCAAAACUUGAAAACGUGGAGAUUGAUGCUUGUUACACUGAAGCAACAACGACCGCAGUGCCUACAACAACAACUGUUCCGACUACCACGUCCACUACCACGUCGACAACGACCUUGCCAACAACGACCACCAUGCCCACGUCUACAGAAUCAUCGACUCCAAUGGAAACGACAUCUACAACUACGGUUACAACUAGUAAAACAACAACACCUACGACUACGCACAGCACAACAACAGAAUGUGACGUCCAAAUGAUUUCAAAGGAUAACACAGCCGAUGUUGUAUCCGAGACUACUAAUGGAAAAGGGAAUGGAUUAGACGAGCCAUUUAUUCCAAACUCUGGCGCUGUACAGCCAACAAUCAGCUAUACGAUCAAGGCUAAUAAUGACGAUGUUAAAUUCGUCAGAGUUGCUCUCACAGUGACGAAUGUCCAGACUGUCAAAGUUUAUGUAGUUGACACAAACAACAACGUUGUUGCACCUAUUAAUCCAAAACAG